This is a messenger RNA of Rhodofomes roseus, 996 nucleotides long. RefSeq lists its product as uncharacterized. Lineage: Eukaryota; Fungi; Basidiomycota; Agaricomycetes; Polyporales; Fomitopsidaceae. The coding region runs from base 194 to 901 and encodes 235 amino acids. The transcript has 5 exons. The record is from RefSeq and is a predicted model, not a curated record.
GCGGUCGCGAUCGUGGUACGCUCGUAGGCGCCGGUCACGUGGGGAAGAAGCGUUUAAUUGUGGGCGCCGCCGCGCCUGUGGCUGGAGGAGCAAGCGCUCGUUCGUUUGUAUCCCAUCCCGACUUUGUUCACAAUAUAUUCACGUUGAUUCUCGUGGCGCACACUGUUCCAGUUACGCCUCAACGUGCUGCAAGAUGGAUCCCACUCAGAAGGAGCAAGCUGUAAUCGAGGCCGCGGAGAAGCUCAUGACAGAAACGAUGGCUCGGUACGACCCCUCUCAUGACGCAUACCAUGUACACCGCGUAAGAAAAACGGCCCUGCAUAUAGCGCGCUCUGUCACAGUUUCCGAAGGCUCAGUCCAGCCCGACCUCCUCACCGUGGAGCUCGCCGCGCUCCUACACGACGUCCUCGACAAGAAAUACGUCUCUGCGGCUGAUGCUGCUGACCCGUACGCGUUCUUCCUGCCCUUCUUCCGACAGAUUUCCGAGGAGCACGGGAUAGAUCUCGUGGAGGAUGGCAGAGCACGAACUAUCACGAACAUUGUGGACAACGUUAGCUGGUCAACGGAGAAACAAUUGAGGUCAGAGGGAAAGUGGAGCGAGUGGCAUGAGAAAUGCGUGGAACUGCACUGCGUACAGGACGCGGAUAGACUGGAUGCCAUAGGGGCCUUUGGUAUCAUGCGAUGCGCUGCAUACAGCGCCGCUACAAACCAUGCAUUGCACACACCUGCCGGCGAUCCCGCCCAUCCCGCUUCUGCUGUACAGCACUUCCACGACAAGCUUCUACGCAUCCGUGGGCGCCUAAAGACUGAACCUGGCAAGCAGUUGGCCGAAAAGCGCCACAAGCUGAUGCUCGACUUUUUGCAGGCAGUGGAUGAGGAGUACAAUUUCACUUCGUAUUGAAGCGUGAAGGGCUGCUACCGCGAUGAGAAGCACACACGAAUUCAUGACGUGGCAUAUUGUGAACGUGUUCGGUAAUGUUACGAAAGCGUUAGUGU